This is a messenger RNA of Cladocopium goreaui, 561 nucleotides long. The record is from the annotation of a GenBank genome assembly. NCBI's taxonomy places the organism in Eukaryota, Dinophyceae, Suessiales, Symbiodiniaceae.
AUGAGAGAAAUUUGGGUCCUCCAUCCGGUGGUAUCAACAGGAGAAGAUUGCGGUGGUGGCGCGGCUGCGCCCCACGAAACCAUCGCCAAACGUGCCGUGGAUCAGGGAUCGGAGACGCGAGGGGUGCAUCACAAGGAGACCGAAUUCGUGGUGCAGGUGCCACGAGGAAGCGAUACAGUCAACAAUCAGGUGGAGGAGUACAGCUUCCGCUUCGCGCGGGUCUUCGGACCGCAGGCCACGCAGCGCGAAGUCUUUGACGUGGUCGCCAAGGUUGGGGCGCCAAGGGCGCGCUCGCCGGAGUUGGUGGGGAUUGAUCUACAUGGGUCACAUGGGGCUACGGUCAGCAUGGAGGACCUGGUGCUUGGAGCCCUGGAUGGCGUCAACUGCUCCAUUUUUGCAUAUGGGCAGUGGGGAUCUCAGACUGAUGCCGUGACAGGUUGUGAUGGGCGGAGGACUGGCAGUGGCAAGACCUACACCAUCUGUUGGGGGCUGAGAGCUGGAAGCCUCGUGCGCAAAAUCAAGAUUUUCCAACUCCUCCCGGUUGGCAACGAGCAUCAUUAG